AUGGCCGUCACCAAGGAGAAGAAGUCCUUCAAGAAGUUCGCCAAGAAGCACUUGGCCGGCGUCAUCGAGACCCGCCGCAAGACUGCCAAGUCCAAGAAGGAAAAGCUUGAGCGACUGGAGAAGAAGAAGACGCGUGAGGCAAAACAUGCGGCCAGGGAGGAGAAGGAGCACAUGGAUCAGCUGGAGCGGCUCAAAGACACCGAUCCCGAGUUCUACUCCUACCUUGAGGAGGAAGACCCGACGCUGCUGCAGUUUGGCAAGGAAGACAUCGACGUCGUGGAGGAGAACGACGGCAGUGAUGCGGAGACGGAGGUGGACGACGAUGAGAGUCGCGACGGCAAUAUUGACGACGACAACGAGCACGCAGACGGGGAUAAUGGGGAGGGCAGCGGCGAUGCGGCACCGCACCGUGGCCGUGUGACUCGCGAGGAGCUCGCACAGCUGACAAGUACUAGCAGUGCUAUGGAGUUGUGCAUUGACGUCUUUGUUUCUGCUGUUCGUGAGCUUGGCUAUCAGGUCAAGGAGCACCCUCGGCCACAGUCUACUCGCAAGUUUGAGGAGCCGGCGCUGGUGAAGGAGGCGCUGGUGUCGGUGGCGAAACAUGUCGGCAAGCACCUCAGCACCUUCAUCACGGGCAAAGGCUCCUUCAAGUCGUACAAAACGCGUAUGGUGGUGAAGCGUCUCCUCAUGGCGCUCUCGUCUGUCAUUGGUGAGGGCCACAUUGACGCCGUCCUCACCUCAGGCCUUCUUCAUACCGUUGUUCCAUUUGUGCCGUUGCUCCACUACGUGCGUGGGCUGACCAAGGCGGUGCUGAAGGCGUCGCUGAAUCUCUGCGCCGCGCCCGAGGAGUCCGUGCGCGUCGCGGCCUACAUGGUUGUGCGCUCUGUUGCCACCCGCGCGGCCGGUACACGCUCCAUGUACCAGUCCACUGCCUUCAAAGGCAUCUUCCUCACCCUCAUCCGCACUGCCCAUCACUAUAACAUUCACAACCAGGCCACAGUUGUCUUUCUUAUGAACUGCGUCGUGGAUCUCUAUGGCACUGACAUGGAGGCGGCGUAUCAGCACACCUUUGUGUACCUGCGCCAGUUGGCUAUCUACCUGCGUGCAGCGCUGCAGCAGCAGACGCAGAGCAACGUCCGCGCUGUAGUCAACUGGCAAUACCUGAAUGCACUGCGCACGUGGGGGGCCGUGGUGUCGACCUACGCGGAGCCGAAUCAGCUAGGGCCGCUCAUCCACCCCGUUGUGCAGAUCGCUACAGCGUUGAUGGAUCUCUUCUCCUCGCCGCGCAUGUUUCCGAUGCACCUUCAGGUUGUUGAAGUGCUGAACCACAUCGCUCGCCGUGCCGACGGGCUCUACAUUCCUGUCGCGCCGUACCUGCUGCGCAUUCUCACCUCCCCGAGUGUUGCGCUUUCACACGCGCCAAACGGUGCCUCAUCUAGUCCGGACCAGGCCGACUUGCUCUUCACCAUCCGCGUGAAGAAGGUGCAGGCGCGCAGCGGCGCCUACCAUCGUGACAUCUGGAGCGAGGCGCUGUACCUCCUCACCGAGCACCUUGCCACCCACAGUCACACCGUAGGCUUUCCUGAGUCCUUCUGGGCGGUGGAGAGCACGCUGAACAAGCUCAAGACGCAGGUGCGUGUGCCGAAGGUGCACUCUAGCAUCAGCAACCUGCUACGCCACAUCCAGACCACCUCGCAGAAGAUCAAGUCGAAGCGUGAACAGGCCAACUUCGGCCCGUGCGAUCUUGCUGCAGUGAAGCAGUUCGAGGACGAGCUGAAGCAGCAAGGGACUGCACUCACGUCGUACUACCACACCAUGCGACAGCAGCGCAUCGAUGACCUCGCCGCGAAACACAAGGACGCGUCAGGCGAGCGUGUAACGCUGGAAUCUGUUGUGGCAAAGCGAAAGGGCGGUGGCAGCGCUGGUGGCAAGCGCAACCGUCCGCAGGUGCGCCGCAGUGCGUAA
This is a messenger RNA of Leishmania braziliensis MHOM/BR/75/M2904, 1965 nucleotides long. RefSeq lists its product as hypothetical. The record is from RefSeq and is a predicted model, not a curated record. NCBI's taxonomy places the organism in Eukaryota, Euglenozoa, Kinetoplastea, Trypanosomatida, Trypanosomatidae. Bases 1 to 1965 code for a protein of 654 amino acids. Gene Ontology annotation, cellular component: nucleolus; nucleoplasm; Noc1p-Noc2p complex. The transcript has a single exon. Gene Ontology annotation, biological process: ribosomal large subunit biogenesis.